Messenger RNA from Branchiostoma belcheri (Belcher's lancelet), 880 nucleotides. RefSeq names its product androgen-induced gene 1 protein-like. Bases 25 to 774 code for a protein of 249 amino acids. The transcript has 6 exons. NCBI's taxonomy places the organism in Eukaryota, Metazoa, Chordata, Leptocardii, Amphioxiformes, Branchiostomatidae. The record is from RefSeq and is a predicted model, not a curated record. Gene Ontology annotation, cellular component: endomembrane system; membrane.
UGACCUUGGGUGAUAAUCUAUAGUAUGAUGGCGUCCGCUAAAGUAGUUUCCCACCUAGCCGUGUUUCUGUUGUUGUUUACGGCGAAUUAUAAUGACUUUUCUCGGGGCUACUCCAGUAACCUGUCCUUUAAGUCGGACGGGGAGGGACGGAAGGGUGCCUCAUACGCAGGACGGUGGAAAUAUCUGUCUAUCCUUGUCUCGGUGGCACAGAUGGUUUUCUUCGGGAGCUGCGUGUUGAGUGACGUGUUUGAGGCCAUCCUUGGCAGAAAACCUGGUGUGCUGAAGGCGCUCCAACGUGUCCAGGACUACCUCUUCGCCGUACUGCUGUUCCCGAUGGCUAUGACGGUUCAGUGUCUGUUCUGGGCUAUCUACGCCAUCGACCGGGAGCUAGUCUACCCCAGCAAACUGGACGCCAUUAUUCCAACCUGGUUAAACCAUGUCUGGCACACCACCACUGUGCCUGUAUUGCUGCUUGAAAUGUACGUGGUGCGUCGCCGUUAUCCGGCACGUACCGCAGCACUGCCCGGGACAGUCUUCUUUGGAGCCGCUUACCUUAUAUGGAUUCGGAUCGUGGCUCACUAUGGGGGUUUCUGGGUGUACCCGUUUCUGGAAGUGAUGGGGCCGAUAGGGACUUCCGUGUUCAACAUGGCGGCUGUGGGGAUGCUCUGUGUGUUCUACAUGGUUGGCGAGUAUGUCAACACAAAACUAUGGGGUCGAGAUGCUUUCGAAAUUUCUUCCACAACGAGUCGUAAGAAGAGCAACAAAAGUGCAUAGAUAGACAUGAAGAAAAGUGCGACAAGCAAAGUAUCAUUAAUCAAUUAUUAAUAAUUAAUUAGACUAAACAGUGAAAAAAUUCAAUUUGAAAAUAUCUUCUUUUCAU